Messenger RNA from Cuscuta epithymum, 894 nucleotides. Lineage: Eukaryota; Viridiplantae; Streptophyta; Magnoliopsida; Solanales; Convolvulaceae. The record is from the annotation of a GenBank genome assembly.
CUUAUUUGCUUAAUAUAUUAAAAGAAAAGGGAAAGAUGGGCAGGCAUGCAUAAAUGGCCGGGUAAUUAAAUUAAAGAUGGCUAGAGAUUACAGGUGAGAAAAUGAAAAAGAAAAAACAGGCCGGAAAUGGGACAAAGCGAACAAAGAAAAGGAAAAAAAGAAUAAAGGAAGCGGGCAUAGUUGAUUGGUGAGAGUGGGCGGCCGGCAAAAAGCUUCAAUGUUAUUAUUGCAGUUGUACGUCUGGAUCGUCUUCCUGCAUGCAUUCUCUCUUAGCUAAGGGAGAAGCAUGCAGCGAUGAUCAGCUAGAAAGCAGAAUACUUGGCGGCGGAGUCCCGGGGGGCAUUGCAUCGGAAACAUUGGAGGCGAUUGGCGAAGUUGUGCUCGUUGCAACCGGGCCUUGUGCAGAUCCAGUCACCGGACUUCCAGGAUGCGCGGUUGCCACCACCUCGGCCGCCGGCAUCCGGCUGCAGCUUAGAGGCGCCGCACUUGAAGCAGCUCGAACGGCUCGCAAAGUUAUGCGCGCCGCAUUGGGGGAGGGUGCAAUACCAGUCCCCCGGCCGCACAUCCGGCCCCACCACAAGCCCCCCGCCGCCGCCGCCGCCGCCGCUUCUUAGCUCCCCGCACCUUUGGCACGACUCCCGCCUCUGGAAAUUCAGGUGCUGGCAUGACCCGCAAUUCCAGUCUCCUGCUCUGUUCAUGGCCGCACCACCUAAGCUACUUCUUUUAAUUAAUUUCUAUGUAAGCUAACAAAGAAUUUAAUUAAUUCAACAAGCACCUAAGCAAGUACAUAGAUCACUUAAUUAGCUAGCUUCAGAUUUCAGAAUGUAUGUAUAUAUAUGGCUGCAGGGUAGCUUAUAUAUAUACACAUAGACUCCAGACAGCCAAUCAGCCAGC